Messenger RNA from Arctia plantaginis, 1437 nucleotides. NCBI's taxonomy places the organism in Eukaryota, Metazoa, Arthropoda, Insecta, Lepidoptera, Erebidae. The record is from the annotation of a GenBank genome assembly.
AUGAAAGAGGCUGUAAAUAAAGUUCAGAACAAAGAGUUGACCUUACGUAAGGCUGCUGAGAUUUUUGCAGUACCGUUCACGAGCUUACAGAGAAGAGUUACUUCGUCCAGGGGUAUUAUUAAGCGUCGAGGUGGACAGCCAGCUUUAGAUGAGAACGCAGAAAAGAAGUUAGCUGACCGGCUGUUGCACUUGGCAAGUCGUGGCUUCGGAAUUACACCCAAAGCGGUACGUAUGCCACCUGGUACUGAAGUUGCCAUGACAGAAAAAGGCUGGGUCACCGAAGAAGCUUUUAAGUUGUGGCUGCAACAUUUCAAUCGCUACCGGACCCCAGGAAAAGUAGUUCUAAUUUUAGAUGGGCACGCGUCUCACACCAGCUACUCAGUGGUAGACUUGUGUGACUCUUUCGAAAUUGAACUUGUACUUCUUCCUCCACACACAUCACAUGCCCUGCAACCACUUGAUGUAUCGUUUUUCAAACCGCUCAAAACCUAUUAUCACCAAAAAGCUACAUCAUGGCAACAUUCACAUCCGAAUCAAGGAAUCACAAAAGUCGCUUUCGGAGCACUUUACCAACAGGCUUGGAAUCAGGCUGCCACUGUUGGGAAUGCUACAAAAGGCUUCGAAAAGACUGGAAUAUUUCCACUAAACGCCAAUGCAAUACCUGACCACAAGUUCAUCGGUGAUCAAGAAUCGGAUAUUGUAGAGUCCCAAGUCCAGUCCUCAAGUUCCCAACAAAUGCAGCUACAAGUGCAAGCCACAAAUACACAACCAGUAGCUGAUACAGGGUCAUCUGCAAGUUCACGACAGUCUGACAAAGCCCAUUCUUCCACCUGUGCAGAUGAAGAAAGAAAGAAGAUGAAGAAUAAAGCAACGCCUGGGAUUAAAAUUAAGAGUUCAUCAGCAAAACAGAGAGAGUGUCGAGUGCCCCAAGUCCAAUCCUCAAGUGAAGAACAAGUGCAGUCAAAAAUAAAGGUCAAAGUUCAAGCUACAAAUACAAAACCACUCGAUAAUAUAGUGCUAUCCACAAGUUCGCAACAUUCUGACAAAGCCCAGCCUUCCACCUGUGCAGAAAUAAUUAAAGAAAUUCUUCCAUCACCUUUAAAGUCACCAAUUGCGUCUAAAAGAAUUCGUAAAGUUUCAAAACUGGUCUUGCAUUUAACAUCACCUCAGAGUAAGACUACUCUUCUCGAAAAAGAAACAAAGAAGAAAUUUAAGGUAGACAAUAAAACCAAGGAAAACAAGAAAAAGGCUGUGGGCAAAGAAAAAACUAUGAAAAAGAUGAAAAAUAAAGCAAAGCCUGCGAUAAAUAUUAAAAGUUCAUCUGCAAAACAGAGAGUGGCACUGCAUUUACUGUUCCGAAAUAUUCGUUCAUCCACCAUCAGAGGAUUGGAUUCAGUGCAAUGCCUGCGAAGAAUGGUGCCACGAAAAAUGUGCUAA